GGGCAGUGCUGGCUCUGGAGAUGGCCAGCAACGCUCGGCACGGCCUAGGGGAGCUGCUGCGUGGGUGUCAGUGUGUGUGUGUGACGGGGAGCAGCAACGUGUGUGUGACUGUGUGUGUGCUGCAUUGUGUGUCUGCACAGGUGUGUGUGCGACAGUGAGCGGCAACGUGUGUGUGACUGUGUGUGCUGCAUUGUGUGUCUGCACAGGUGUCAGGGUAUGUGUGUGUGUCAGUGAGCGGCAGCGUGUGUGUGAUUGUGUGUGUGACGGGAAGCGGCAGCGUGUGUGUGACUGUGUGUGUGACGGGGAGCGGCAGUGUGUGUAUGACUGUGUGUGUGCUGCAUUGUGUGUUUGUACAGGUGUCCAUGUGUGUGUGACAGUGAGCGGCAACGUGCGCGUGACUGUGUGUGUGACUGAGCGGCGGCGUGUGUGUGACUGUGUGUGCUGCAUUGUAUGUCUGCACAGGUAUCAGGGUAUGUGUGUGUGUCAGUGAGCAGCAGCGUGUGUGUGACUAUGUGUGCUGAAUUGUGUGUUUGUACAGGUGUGUGUGUGACAGUGAGCGGCAACGUGUGUGUGACUGUGUGUGUGACAGUGAGUGGCAGCAUGUGUAUGACUGUGUGUGCUGCAUUGUGUGUCUGCACAGGUGUCAGGGUAUGUGUGUGUGUCAGUGAGCGGCAGCGUGUGUGUGACUGUGUGUGUGACGGGGAGCGGCAGUGUGUGUGUGACUGUGUGUGCUGCAUUGUGUGUCUGCACAGGUGUGUCUGUGACUGUGUGUGCUGCAUUGUGUGUUUGUACCAGUGUCCGUGAGUGUGUGUGUGACAGUGAGCGGCAACGUGUGCGUGACUGUGUGUGUGACUGAGCGGCGGCGUGUGUGUGACUGUGUGUGCUGCAUUGUAUGUCUGCACAGGUAUCAGGGUAUGUGUGUGUGUCAGUGAGCAGCAGCGUGUGUGUGACUAUGUGUGCUGAAUUGUGUGUUUGUACAGGUGUGUGUGUGACAGUGAGUGGCAGCAUGUGUAUGACUGUGUGUGCUGCAUUGUGUGUCUGCACAGGUGUCAGGGUAUGUGUGUGUGUCAGUGAGCGGCAGCGUGUGUGUGACUGUGUGUGUGACGGGGAGCGGCAGUGUGUGUGUGACUGUGUGUGCUGCAUUGUGUGUCUGCACAGGUGUGUCUGUGACUGUGUGUGCUGCAUUGUGUGUUUGUACCAGUGUCCGUGAGUGUGUGUGUGACAGUGAGCGACAAUGUGUGUGUGACUGUGUGUGUGACAGUGAGCGGCAGCGUGUGUGUCUGUGUGUGCUGAAUUGUGUGUCUGCACAGGUGUCAGGGUAUGUGUGUGUGUGACGGGGAGCAGCAGCGUGUGUGUGCUGCAUUGUGUGUCUGCACAGGUGUCAGUGACUGUGUGUGUGACAGGGAGCAGCAGAUGAGUGUCAGUGUGUGGCAGUGAGUGUGUCAGGAGUGAAAACUGGCCUCUCCAUCGAAUUCUCGUUUUGACUCUCAGGGUCUCUGGGGACGUGGCUGCCCGGUGGGCCCAGCCCCCCAUGUUCCGCUCGCGGCGGGCCAGCCUGGUGCGGCGGCUCUGGAGGCAUCGCUGUGCCGGCCCCGGCCCCGAGGAUGGGCACGGCGCCCUCAAACCCGCCGCUCACGCCCUCUUCAAGAAGCUGAAGGACGAGGAGCUGGAGCUGCUGGUGCAGGCGGUGGAGAGCCGGGGAGCCGGGCCGUCGGGCUGCGUCUGGGUGGCCCGGGCAGAGCCGCGUGGCACCAAGCAGGCCCUACCCCCUCAGGUGCUGCUCUGCCGGCUCUACCGCUGGCCCGACCUCCGGCACCCCCAUGAGCUCAAGCGCCUGAGCUGCUGCCAGAGCUUCGGGGUCUGGGGGGGCUGCGGCGAGGGGGCCACACUCUGCUGCAACCCCCACCACCUCAGCCGGCUCGCCAUGCCCGAGACACCGCCACCCCCUUAUUCCAAAAUCUCCCCCUUCAGCUGCCCCUGGGCAGAGGUGUCGGAGCGCCCCAACUCCAGCCACCUGGAGUCUGGUUGCAACGCCCACGGAGACUGGCGAGACCCCGGCCUGGCAUGGAGCACCACCAGGGACGGCUGCUGGUGCAAACUGGCCUAUUGGGAGCACCGGACACGGGUGGGCCGUCUCUACGCCGUGCACGAAACCUCCGUCAACAUCUUCUGCGAGCUGCCGCAGGGGAGCGGCUUCUCCUUGGGCCAGCUGCAGGCCGAGAGGCGCAGCGCGGCCGUACGCCGGGCCCGAAGCAAGAUUGGCCGUGGGCUGCUGCUGAGCCGGGAGCGGGACGGGGUGUGGACCUACAACCGCAGCGAGCACCCCAUCUUCGUCAGCUCUCCCACGCUGGGGCCCCCCAGCGCCCGCGGCCCGCCCGUGCACAAGGUGCUGCCCGGUUACUCCCUGCAGGUCUUUGACUAUGAGCGUGCGGGUGGCCAGGCCGGCUGGCGGAGGCCGGGCGAUGGGCCCUGCGACCCCAACAGCAUCCGCAUUAGCUUCGCCAAGGGCUGGGGCCCCUGCUACUCGCGGCAGUUCAUCACCGCCUGCCCCUGCUGGCUGGAGAUCCUGCUCACCAAGCCCCGCUGAGCCGGGGCCCAGCCCAGCCCAGCCGCUCCCGCUGCGGCCACGGGUCCUGCCAGCCGACUGGAGUGGGGGAGCGUCCUCGGGCCCCCACCGCUGAGGCCUGGCCCAGCAGCCUCUGCCCCUCUGCCUAGAAACCCUAUUGCAGCCUCCUUCCGCCCGACCCAAUCAUGGGCCUCUGGGCCUCUCCAGCCAUCCCCAGCCCGGGCGCUACGGCCCUGGUCAGCCCCUGUCUGCCCCACUCCCGCUGGCCUGCCCCCCAGCUUCCUCCUCCACACCUCUUCCCCUUAUCUCUAGCCCCCAAUCCCCGUCCCUCUGGCAAUCCCACCCCCCUGCCCUCCCCCAGCCCCACCCCAU
Malaclemys terrapin pileata is the source of this 2938-nucleotide messenger RNA. RefSeq names its product mothers against decapentaplegic homolog 6-like. The record is from RefSeq and is a predicted model, not a curated record. The transcript is spliced from 4 exons. Bases 1532 to 2587 code for a protein of 351 amino acids. Gene Ontology annotation, cellular component: heteromeric SMAD protein complex. Gene Ontology annotation, biological process: cell differentiation; anatomical structure morphogenesis; transforming growth factor beta receptor signaling pathway. Gene Ontology annotation, molecular function: I-SMAD binding; transcription regulator inhibitor activity. NCBI's taxonomy places the organism in Eukaryota, Metazoa, Chordata, Testudines, Emydidae.